CAUCAGAUCUACACUAGUAAAAAAUGGCAACUAAACCUGGAAUUCUCACCAACUGGCCAUGGAAGCCUCUUGGAAACUUCAAGUACGUGAUUUUGGCACCAUCGGUGCUUCAUAGCAUCCACUCAUUCGCAACCAAAGGAGAAAAUGAGAGAGACCUCUUCAACUUCAUGAUAUUCCCCUUUCUUCUCUCAAGAAUUCUUCACAACCAAAUUUGGAUUUCCCUUUCUCGUUAUAUCACAGCUAAAGGAAACAGAAGGAUUGUCGAUAAGGGAAUUGAAUUCGAACAAGUUGACAGAGAGAGCAACUGGGAUGACCAGAUACUGCUAAGUGGAAUUUUGUUCUAUGCAGCAAAUAGGACAAUACCGGGGGCAUCCAACCUUCCCAUAUGGAGAGCAGAUGGAGCCAUACUCACAAUUCUACUACAUAUGGGUCCUGUUGAGUUCCUCUACUAUUGGUUUCACAGGGCAUUGCACCACCAUUUUCUCUAUACUCGAUACCACUCCCACCACCAUGCUUCCAUUGUCACCCAGCCAAUUACUUCUGUUAUCCAUCCAUUCGCAGAAGAACUGGUGUACUUUGUGCUAUUUCUUAUACCCUUGAUGGCAGUUCCAUUAUUGGGAAUAAGUUCCAUCACAGUUGCUUUUGGCUACGUCACCUACAUAGAUUUCAUGAACAACAUGGGACACUGCAACUUUGAACUAAUCCCGCAGUGGUUUUUCUUUGUUUUCCCCCCUCUCAAGUAUUUCAUGUAUACACCCUCGUUUCACUCUCUGCAUCAUACUCAGUUUCGGACAAACUAUUCACUUUUCAUGCCCUUCUAUGAUUAUGUCUAUGGAACCAUGGACAAGUCCACAGAUGUUGUUUAUCAAACUUCACUCGAAAGACAAGAAGAGUCACCAGAUGUUGUGCACUUGACUCACUUAACCACAGCAGAUUCUAUAUACCAUCUGCAGCUUGGAUUUGCUUCCAUGGCGUCCAAGCCCUAUGCUUCGAGAUGGUACCUCAUGGUCAUGUGGCCAAUGACAUUCUGGUCUGUGAUAAUGACUUGGGUUUAUGGCCAUGCUUUUGUUUCAGAGAGAAACACUUUCAAGAAACUCAAGCUACAAUCUUGGUUUCUGCUUACAUAUUUUGGAAGAAACGAUAUCAGCGAACUAAUUGAAGAAGCAGUCUUAGAAGCAGAUAAGAAAGGAGCUAAGAAAGAAGAACUUAACAUGAACGGGGAGUUGUACAUCCAAUGGAUACCUCAGCUUAGAAUAAAGAUUGUUGAUGGGAGCAGCUUGGUGGCAGCUGCUGUAAUACACAGCAUUCCAAAGGAAACAGCACAAGUGAUCUUCAGAGGAAAGCUGUCCAAGGUUGCUCAUGCCGUAGUGUCAGCUUUAUGUCAAAAGGGUAUUCAGGUUAUUACAUUACAUGAGGAUGAACAUAUGAAGUUAAAGCAAAAUGAAAAGUUGGGAACUGAUGUGGUUGCCUCAGAAAGUUGCACUCAAAAGAUAUGGUUGGUGGGAGAUGGACUGACUGAGAAAGAGCAGUUGAAAGCAUCAAAAGGAACAAUUUUCAUCCCAUUUUCGCUUUUCCCACCAAGAAAAGUGCGCCCAGACUGCUAUUAUCACACGACACCAGCCAUGGUGGCUCCAAAAUCUCUUGAAAACCUUAACUCUUGUGAGAAUUGGCUGGGAAGAAGGGUGAUGAGUGCGGUGCGCGUGGCCGGAAUUGUUCAUGCUUUAGAAGGAUGGAAUGUUCAUGAGUGUGGCAACUGUGUCUUCAGCAUUGACAAAGUUUGGGAAGCUGCUCUUCGCCAUGGAUUUCGUCCUCUGGCAGUUCCCACCUAAUCAAAAGGCUUUAUUAUUAUAUUUAGAGAAAGCAUAUAUAUGUAUUUGCAACAAUCAUUCCCAAGUAUGGAAACAGUCCGAGAAACAGUAAUAUUUGCCUGGUUAAUUUAUUGUCUUUCUAUAACUGAAGCAGAAUAAAACAUGUUGGUAUUAGCCUACCUGGAUUUGCUUCUAUGCUUAUAUGUGUGUACAUUUGUAUGAGAGAUAAGUAUUUUUCAAUCUAAACUAUAUUUUCAGUAUAAUUUGUACUAAAAUUAUUACAAUACU
This is a messenger RNA of Rubroshorea leprosula, 2096 nucleotides long. The record is from the annotation of a GenBank genome assembly. Lineage: Eukaryota; Viridiplantae; Streptophyta; Magnoliopsida; Malvales; Dipterocarpaceae.